UAUCGUAUUACUUGGCAACAAUUAGCUUGUUACUACAAAGAAGCGGGAGUUCUAAGGCAAAAUAAACGGAAACAUGUCAACAAAUGGCGGCAGUUUCCAAUAUUCAGUGUUGCCGAAUGGCAAGCGUUUUCGAAGAGAUACAAACCCAAAAGAAUGGCUUCAGGUAAUGGAGACCAGCGUAAAUGAUGUAAUUCCCGAAGACAGCUGUAACGGAAUGACUUACCGUCAAAGUCCUUCUAUGUUGAAGUAUCUACUUACAUGUACUCCCGACGAAGAUAUACCAACCACAAGCAUGGAAUGUACCGCCGGGAAUAUGAUCAGUAUGGAGGAAAACGCCGUUAGCCCGAACAUGUUCGCGUGUGAAACGAAGAGAAAGAGAACACCAUUUUGUAACCCAGAAAACAUUCUGCUUCAACUUGAUGAUUCUGUCGAAGAUAAACUAAAAACCUUGCUUGCUAAGGGUCAUGGUUCUAGCAAGACCGACAAAACGGGAUUCCCUUCUGAUGGAAGCUCAAGCGGUUACAUAACAGCAGAAUAUACAUCAUCCAAUGAACAAACAACAAGUACCAACAAAUUGGAGGAGCUACAAAGGACACAGAAUUUCAUGAUAGAACAGAACAAGGUUAUGAGGAACUACAGAAUUUGGGGACCAACGUAACGCAUUUCUGGACUUCGAGUCGAUAUAGUGCAUCUAAUUUGAAAUAAAAAAAU
Messenger RNA from Mytilus trossulus (common blue mussel), 711 nucleotides. RefSeq lists its product as uncharacterized. The record is from RefSeq and is a predicted model, not a curated record. Bases 74 to 658 code for a protein of 194 amino acids. The transcript has 2 exons. NCBI's taxonomy places the organism in Eukaryota, Metazoa, Mollusca, Bivalvia, Mytilida, Mytilidae.